Molecule: messenger RNA, 331 nt
Organism: Staurois parvus
Lineage: Eukaryota; Metazoa; Chordata; Amphibia; Anura; Ranidae
Source: the annotation of a GenBank genome assembly
AUUGUUAUCAGUGGGAGGAAUCGUGCCCCAUCAUUGGUGUCAGUGGGAGGAAAAGUGCCCCCUCAUUGGUGUCAGUGACACCAAUGAAGGGGCACUAUUCCUCCCACACUGACACCAAUAAAAGGACACUAUUCCUCCCACACUGACACCAAUGAAGGGGCACUAUUCCUUGCACACUGACACUAAUGAUGGGGCGCUAUUACUCCCACUGACACCAAUUAUUCUUACAUCGCUACACAGACACUUACCCAUCAGCUGUCUUCCUUCUCCAGCCGCUCUCCUCCUCUUCACCGGCUCCAGCUGCUCCCUCACUCGAUCUUCAAUCUUCGCG